This is a messenger RNA of Leishmania mexicana MHOM/GT/2001/U1103, 1455 nucleotides long. RefSeq lists its product as hypothetical. The record is from RefSeq and is a predicted model, not a curated record. NCBI's taxonomy places the organism in Eukaryota, Euglenozoa, Kinetoplastea, Trypanosomatida, Trypanosomatidae. The coding region runs from base 1 to 1455 and encodes 484 amino acids. The transcript has a single exon.
AUGUUCCAUCUCUUCUCAUCCGAGGUAGCGGCAUUUGCUUCGAUGAUGCUCUUUCUACUUGUGUAUGGCGCCUUCUACUACUUGAACAUUGCCUGGGCUCGCAAUCCGAAUGCUGCCGACGUGCUCGUGCUCACCUGUAGCUGCAUCUUCGCCUCUCGAGCGAUCGCCAAGGGUAAGGUGUGCCAGUGGCCCUCCGAUGUGGACUUUACGGGCCGCGUAGCGCUCGUCGUUGGGGCCACCUCCGGCGUCGGCUACAGCACGGCAAUGCAGCUUGCAGAGCACGGAUGGACCGUUGUGCUCGCCGCGCGCAACACGGAUCGACUCCUUUUUUCCAAAAAGGCUAUUGAGCGUCACUUGCAGAAGUGCAGCGCGAAGGGUUCGGUGAAGGUGCUCGGCACCGUUGACCUGCGCUCGGAUGCGUCUAUCCGCGCCUAUGUAAAGGAGCUGGCGGCGAUAAAGGCGCACCUGCCGGUGGGCCUCCUCAUCAUGGCGGCUGGCGCGCUGCAUCGACAUCUGCACUUUGUCGGUGAGGUGGAGGAGUUGAAGACAGGCAGUGAAUCCGUCGCGACAUCGUCCAGGGCGUGGCGCUCGAUGGAGUGCAUGAUCGCCGCGAACGCAGUGGGCCCGUAUUUAUUCACUCAGCUGAUGCUCCCUUUGUUGGAUGAGACGGCAGAAAAGACGUCGGUCACGUCUCGCAUCGUGAACGUGGCGUCGAGCUGCCACACCUUCCUCGGCCCUGGGCGUCAAGCUCGCUACAACCCGCUCGAGAUGAUCCGCGGACUCGAUGAGCGGGCCGCCGAAGCGCUGCCCGGAGGCGACUGUCGUGAGGCGAAAGAGGGCAAAGCUGUGCGUGGCCCGUACUAUAUUCGCGACUACAGCUGGGCCAAUUUUGUUGGUUACUAUGGCCUUUCCAAGCUCUGUGUAAUGUGGAACACGCGACUCCUGGCGCGGCAGGUCUCGAUGAUGUGCUUCAUCCAAAAGACUGCGGCGAAGACGCCUGCGCCGCACAAACCCGCAGCGAAGUGCACCACCGCAGACUCCGCCCAGAACGUCACUGCAACCCCAGAGACAGACCGACAGGACCAACUCAAGAUUUUCGUCGCCUGCACUCACCCCGGGAUCAUCACCACCUACCUGUACCGUGAUAUUUUCGCGCCGUGGGUGCUCGACUACUUCUUCUACUACCCUUCCCUGGUCUUCGGCAAGACAUGGUUCGAGUCUGCGCAGUCGACUCUCAAGGCAGCGGUGGAGGACACGGGUAUGGUACAGGGAGGCUACUACCUCUGCAGCGGGGAGUACGGCCCGGACAGUGGUGUCAACUGCGUCUCGGUGCACGCCCAGAGUCCGACAAACAUAGAAGAAUAUCAAAAGUGGAUGAUGGCACGAGUCACACCGGCGCUGAAGGCGGCGGGUGAGGUGCCUGCGAAGAAGCAAGGCGAAGCGGCUCCGCAAUGA